AUGACAUCAUCAUCAUCAACAAACUCCUUCCUCAUCCGAAACCAAACCCAGAUCCCUUCCUCCAAAUCCCAAUCCUUCCUCCACCUCACCAAACCUCCCACCCUCACCCUCACCUCCACAAAAACCAAACCCUUCUCCAUCAAAUGCACCACCGAAUCCAACCCGCGAGUCACCAACUUCGCCGCGGGUCCCGCCGCUCUCCCCGAAAACGUCCUCCUCAAAGCCCAAUCCGACCUCUACAACUGGCGCGGAUCCGGCAUGAGCGUCAUGGAGAUGAGCCACCGCGGCAAAGAGUUCCUCUCAAUCAUCCAAAAAGCCGAAUCGGAUCUCCGUCAGCUCCUCCAGAUCCCCUCCGAUUACUCCGUCCUCUUCCUCCAAGGCGGCGCCACCACCCAGUUCGCCGCCCUCCCUCUCAACCUCUGCAAGCCCGACGAUCAUGCUGAUUACGUCGUCACCGGAUCUUGGGGAGACAAGGCCUUCAAAGAGGCGCAAAAGUAUUGUAACCCUAAAGUUGUUUGGUCGGGAAAGGCCGAGAAGUACACUAAAGUCCCGUCCUUUGAUGGGUCUGAGUUUGAGCAGAGAGCGGACGCAAGGUAUUUGCAUAUAUGCGCCAAUGAGACUAUCCAUGGAGUUGAGUUUAAAGACUACCCUGUUCCUAAGAAUCCAAAUGGUGUCUUGGUUGCCGAUAUGUCUUCCAAUUUCUGUUCGAAGCCUGUGGAUGUGUCCAGAUUUGGUGUGAUUUACGCCGGUGCGCAGAAGAAUGUUGGUCCUUCUGGUGUUACCAUUGUGAUUAUAAGAAAAGAUUUGAUUGGAAACUCUCGUGAUAUUACCCCUGUGAUGCUUGAUUACAAGAUUCAUGAUGAGAACAGUUCCUUGUACAACACUCCUCCUUGUUUCGGGAUUUACAUGUGUGGUCUCGUGUUUGAGGAUCUGUUGGCGCAGGGUGGGUUGAAGGAAGUGGAGAAGAAGAACCAGAGGAAAGCUGAGUUGCUUUACAACGCUAUUGAUGAGAGCAGAGGGUUUUUCAGGUGUCCUGUGGAGAAGUCUGUGAGGUCUUUGAUGAAUGUUCCUUUCACGUUGGAGAAAUCGGAGUUGGAAGCCGAGUUUAUUAAGGAAGCUGCUAAGGAGAAUAUGGUGCAGCUCAAGGGGCAUAGAUCAGUGGGUGGUAUGAGGGCUUCUAUUUACAAUGCAAUGCCUCUGGCUGGUGUUGAAAAGCUCGUUGCUUUCAUGAAAGAGUUCCAGGCAAGGCAUGCUUGAUUUCAGUUCUUCUUUGUUGUUGAGUGAGUAUAAGCUUUGAAUGCUUAUGGUUUGAGUUUUUGUUUCAUGUUCCUGUUUUUCGAAUUCUUAUUGUGUGCGAAAUUGUUUGGGUAAUAAUCUUUUAGCUUAUGCUAGAUGUUCAAGCAAGAGUUUAUUAAACUUUUUACGUUAGUCUCGUUUGUCCGAGACUGAAGAACUGAAAACUUAUCAAAAUCUUUGAGUAAACAACUUAUUGAGAAAAC
Eruca vesicaria subsp. sativa (arugula) is the source of this 1499-nucleotide messenger RNA. The record is from the annotation of a GenBank genome assembly. Lineage: Eukaryota; Viridiplantae; Streptophyta; Magnoliopsida; Brassicales; Brassicaceae.